AUGCGUGCCUUCACCGCUAUCUUCUCCAUUGCCGCCCUCGCUCUCGGCGUUGUCGCGUCUCCCGAGCCCUCGCCUGAGGCGGUUAACAACUUCGAGCUCGUGAAGCGCCAAUGCAGCAGCGGCAGCGUGCAAUGCUGUAACAACGUCCAGUCGUCCAGCAGCACGACUUUCAACCGCAACUCCUAUCUCCAGCUCCUGUUCCUGGGCUUCACCCCGGACCAAAUCAUCGCGCUUCAACAGGCCCAGGCGAGUAACAACGGCGUGGCCGUUGUUUGCUCGGGCUCUGGCAGCGUGUCAUGCAACCAGCAGAAUGUCUGCUGUAACGGAAGCCACUUCAGCGGGCUCAACGUCCAGGCUUGCAACGCGGUAAACGCGUGA
This is a messenger RNA of Peniophora sp. CBMAI 1063, 378 nucleotides long. The record is from the annotation of a GenBank genome assembly. Lineage: Eukaryota; Fungi; Basidiomycota; Agaricomycetes; Russulales; Peniophoraceae.